CCCUGCUGUCCCGCAGGCCGCAACGGAUAGUCUCGCCUUUUUCCCAUAGCAAGCAAUUUGGCCCUCGCCUUUCCUUCCCCAGCAAGAAGCCAAGACGAAAAACUCCCUCCUCCCCUCCUGCCAAGCCAUGGCGUCCGCCUUCGAGACGUGGGCGAGCCUCAACCAAGACGUCCUCGGACGCAUCUUCCGCUCCCUCCCGACCCUCACCGACCGCGUCUACGCCUCCGCCGUCUGUAAGCACUGGCGAUUCGUCGCGGUGCAGACGGAGAACCAGCCCGCCGAGCUCCCCUGGCUCCUCAUGCCGUCCACGGGGAGAACCUUCCACUUCCGGGUCUUCGGAGGCUCCACCCACCAGGAGAACUCCGAACACGUCCCGGUCGGUGCGCGCUUCUGCGGCUCCUUCCCGGGCGGCUGGUUCGUCGUCCAGCUCCAUGCGCCGCGCGGGCGAUAUGCACUGCUCAACGUCCCCUCCGGCAAUCAAAUUGCCCUACCUGACAACAUGGAAGCACCCGUGAGGAGCAAUUCGGGAAUCCAGCACAGCAAUCUGUACCCCGUGCUGGCCAUCCACGCCGCCGUCCUGUCCGCCGCGCCGACCCCCGACGGCGCCUACAUCGUCGCCGCCCUCACGUCUGGCAAGACCAACGUCGCGUUCUGGCGCCCGGGGAUGGCACACUGGUCGCCGCCGCUUCAUACAGAGGUAGGCCGUCGUGCUUCAUGGGCCGACGAGAUGAUCCCCACGGCCACGGAGGACGGGUUCAUGGAGGACGUGGUGCACUACAGGCGCGGCGACUUCGAGUGCUUCUACGUCCUCACGAGCACCGAGUUUGUCUAUAACUACGAGCCGGUGAUCACCGAGGACGGCGCGCUGACGAUGCGACGCACUUGCACUGCCCCCACUGCCCGCAUGUUCCGUGGUGUCGGAGGGGCCGGGGCAGGGUCCAUCGCCCGCUACCUCGUGGUGUCCGGCAAGGAUCUGCUCAUCGUCAGGAGGUUCGCCUCCUUGCCGGUCGCCCCGAACGUGAUAAGACUCCAUGUCGUCAGGUUGCAGGAUCGUCAGGGUGCACGUUACACGCUCAACUGCUGGGACAUGCCACCAGGGCAGUUGCUCUUCCUCGGGCGCGGAUGCUCCAGGGCCUACACGACGGGGGUCUACACGAAGCCCGGCGGGUAUAUCUACUUCCUGAACGCCGAGAAAUUCCCAGGCUCGACGACCAUCGGCUACCACUGCAGCGACACCGGCCGGUGCGACUACCGACGCUUAGAGCUGGAAAUCCAGCGGGUCUUGCCGCGAGGGCCCGCGUCCAACUGCUCGCCAUGGAUUUGGUUCUUCCAUUGAGCCAUGGGCCUUGGCACGACGAGGCAGAUCGCCUGAUACAAGCGAAGGUACUACUUGUGCAAUCUUGUCUGUCUGCUGGAAUGAAUCACGGACCAAUUUUGGGA
This is a messenger RNA of Brachypodium distachyon (stiff brome), 1440 nucleotides long. RefSeq lists its product as uncharacterized. Bases 128 to 1336 code for a protein of 402 amino acids. The transcript has a single exon. Lineage: Eukaryota; Viridiplantae; Streptophyta; Magnoliopsida; Poales; Poaceae. The record is from RefSeq and is a predicted model, not a curated record. Gene Ontology annotation, molecular function: protein binding.